GUGGUCUCUGGCCUGAAACAAGCCGAAACUUCGAUGCGGCGCUUCUGCCAGAGUCAUGGCUCUGACGUGCUGCGGGAGGCUUCCAGACUUCCAGCAUUUCUCUGUGAUGCAGCCCUCUACUACCAGAGCGAGGCCUCGGUUCCUUCGCAUUUAGAGGACCAGUUGUCUCGCUUGGAAGCUGUGGCUGAUGAGUUUCGAGCUAUUGCACUGGAGCCUGAAACAGAUGAGUCGAGGCCAGAAAGCGAAGAUUUGCGGGUGGAUAUCGCUGUGCUGCUGGAAAGCCUCAUCAUGGGGAGCUUUCAGGCACUGGCAGAAUACAAAAAGAUGCACUGCAGAUUGGAGCUGGUGGCCAAAGAGUGUCAGACCCCACACAUGGCCAUGCAGGGACAUAUGCGUGAGACUCCGCUGACCGCAGGGGCGUUGCUGCUGGUUCGGCUACUGCCCAUUAGGUUGGGCGGCUGCGCUGCUGCGUGGCUGGCGCUUGGAGUGUUCCGGGGCCGCAAUCACUGCUUGUGGCUGCUGGGCGCUGCUGCUGGAGCGUCAAGAAGCUGCUCUACGGCAUCGGGCUUGGCACUGCGGCUGCUGGUGCACUACAUCCUGGACUUCGUCCUCUUCUACGAGGUCCUCUACGUGGUGCUCUCGCUGCUGCUGGUGGCCUAG
Messenger RNA from Cladocopium goreaui, 660 nucleotides. The record is from the annotation of a GenBank genome assembly. NCBI's taxonomy places the organism in Eukaryota, Dinophyceae, Suessiales, Symbiodiniaceae.